AAUUUUAGUACACGGAUCAAAGCAGGCAGGAAAAGUGAAAAAAUCACGCACUCGGCUUCAUUUCUCACAAUUUCAGCGUUAAUUUUUGCCAUUUUUCGUGCUUAAAAUUAGUUUCAACUCUUCAAAAGUAGUGAAAAUCCAAUCCGCGUUCGGUACUUUCCAAGGUAGCAAAGAAUUCAUUCCAUUUAUCGGUGAAAUUAGCUGUGAAAAUCUUGGUGCACAAAAUGGUUGCUACCAAAAUGGUACCGAACAACAAGCGUCGAGGAGGAUUCAACAACGGUGGUAUGCCCGGUCGGCCGCGGUUCAAGCCUGGUGGACCGAAAGCCCUAAACGCCCGCAACAUGGGAGCAAUGUUCAACGCGAACCAGCUUGGAGACAAUCCUGGUUUCGUGGAUUUCAAUGACGACGUUCAGAUUCCUUCGAGCUCAACGACGACGACGACCCCAGCGAGCAACACGACUUCCGCCGCCUCGAAUGGUACCGCGAAGGGUCCCGCUAAGAAAGCAAAUCCGAAUCAGAAGCGCGGGAAUGUGAAAAACGGAGCUGGUAUGCGUCGCAUGCCCCCUGGAAUGGGAGGUUUUUGGGGUCCACCGAUGCCCCCUAUGCCACCCAUGUUCCCCAUGGGUGGUGGUCGCCGGAACGGUCCUCUUCCGCCACCGCCUCCACACUUCCGUGUGCCCCCGAUGGGAAUGCGAGGUAUGCGUGGUGGCCCGAUGAUGCCGCCUCCGCCACCGAACGGCCGCUUCGGAGGUCCGCCAAUGGGUCCGAUGUCGAUGAUGCCCCGACCAAUGCCUCCGAUGCCGCACAUGCGGGGACCGAUGAUGAACCCGAUAGGACGCAUGAUGCCUCCGCCGCUGCGCGGUCCUCCGAUGCGGCGCAACCCGAACGGAAAGCUACCUCCGGGCCGAAUGGGCAAAGGUCCCAAGGGAGUCGGACCGAGAGGUCCUCCGGCUAAUGGAAAGGUAGGUAAAGCGGUGGGCAAAAAACUAAAACCGAAAGCGCCCGCCAAGCCGAAGGAGGAAUAUCCGUUGGACAAACCGUGGGUGACGGAGGAAAUCAAAGCCGAGCAUAGCAAAAAGGAGGAACUGUCGGAACGGCUCAAGGGUCACAAGGACGAUGCGCUGUUCGCUCAGUUCAAGGAACAGCGGGAUAAAUUCGUUAAGAUGUACGAUGCGGCCAGGUUGGAGUUCAUUGGGAAGCACCCGGAGCAGGACGUUGAAAAAAUCCUAACGGAAAGUAAAAAAUCCAAUGAUGCAGUUUCUACUGAUACCGCUGCCGCUACCAAAUCUUCUACCACUACUUCUGCUACUACUGCUAGCUCUACCGAUUCCGCUGCCGGUGCUGCCAAUUCUGCGGCUUCCUCUGCCUAAUAUCGAUCAGCAGAUUUGCCUGUUCGCGUUCUAAAAGAUGCGCUCUCUUUCUCUCUCAAGAUAUCAAGAUCCUUUACAGCAAAUCAGUCCGAACUGCAUGCUCCUCAGGCACGGACCACAGGCAGAGGAAGUACGCUUCCAGACACACAGAAUAGUAAGAUUUUUUUCUUGAUGGGGAGUCUGAAGAACGAAGAAGCAGCCUAAAGAUGACUCAAGAUUACGAAAUGCGCACUUUAGAAAUUUUGUUUUGUGUUAGCGUACUUUGAAGGAUCCGUGUUUUAGAUGAUUUUAACUUAGAGAGUUAGCUGACAGAGAUGCUAAACGACAGUUGGUCGGUUUUAAAUCGAUGUAUUACAAACAGAAGUAUGAAAAAAAAACGGAUCUAGGUCAGAUUAGUUAAUGAAAGUCAUCUGUUUCAAAUGAAGAGCGCAAAUUUUAAAAAAUCCUUAAGAUAACUAUUAAUUGUUCGAUUAAAGCAUUGCUAUUAUAGUAAUUGAGACAGAUAAUUUGUCUGAUUGUAAUAAAGGAGUGAAGCUGUUUAAAAUAAAAUUAAAUAUAUUGUUGUUAUUUAUUGAAACUUACUCAAGAUCGAACCCCAUCAGAAACUCCCUAGAUUUUUUUAUUUUUCUCUAAAAUUAAGUUGUUUGCACUUUUUCACGUUUGAUUCUCAUUGUUUACAAACCGGAUUGCUUCACUCCACGUAGCAUAGUGUUAUAAAUUGCAAACAUAACAAAUAUAACGUGUAUUUUAACGAAAAACAAAGAAAUAGUAAUGCAUAUGUAGUGGUAAAAAUAAAUCUUUUAAAUGUAGAUUAAAUUAUGAGGAAUCAUCCUAUAACGAAGGCCACGUCAGCAGUGGUUUAUACUGUAUUGCAAAGCAUGUAUCGAAAAUGGUAGCAAUCUAUAACUGGUUAACUGAAAGUAAGCAAGUAAUAGAAGUAGUCUUUUCUGUGAAAUGAAUUUUGUGCUGAAACUACGGCCGUUUGAAGUACAUAAUAUUAAACUUAUGAAACUUUGAAGUCCUAAUGCUGUGUAGUUGGUAUUUUCUUUGUCUGCCUCCGAGAAGAUCAGUUCCAAGACCCAUCACUCUGCAAUCAUAAAGUCCAGUGGAUCAGAGAUCAAUAGAGGUGCAAGAAUUCACCAUGUAAUUUUACUAAUCAAAUUAUACUUUUCUGGGAAUCUUUAGUUCCGUAACGUUACAAGUAAAGUUUGAUUUGACUUUGUAAAAGCAUCAACCUAGAUAUCAGAACACUCGAGUAACAAUACUAGAAAAUUUUACUGAAAAGCAGAGGAUAAAAAGAAUUUAUUUCCUAGUUAGAGGAUCUGAUUCCAUUGGUAUUAAUAUUUUCUUUCAAUUCAACACAAACAACCGAGGCCAAUAACAUUUUCUAUUCGAAUAUUAAACAAACGGAGUAGGUAUUACUUUCUAAAAGUAUCACAAGAAAUAUGAUUCCCAGUUAAAACAGUCAGAAACUUUCACUCCUUGAUUUAUGUCUAAAACUUGUGAACCAAUGACUAUUAUGUACCCACAAAAGCCAAAUGGAAAAAUCGGCCUUCCUCUGCUUUUAAUCUCAUCUGAAUCAAAGCCGUGAAGCCACGGUAGACGUCGUCGUCGUCGUCAUCGGAUAUCGCUACACCGAAGGCAGCAGCGGUAGUUAUCAGUAAAAACUUUUUACGCAUCAUCCAGGGCAGAAGGGCGAAUCUUUGUGUGUCAAAUUCGGAUCGGAACCGAACCGAAAGCAGAUUCUACAUUCAGAAGUCCUUUUCAUUCAAUGUGCGUAGAAUUAGAAUGCUAGUAUCAAAUAUGACAAGAGCAUUAUAUGAGGUAAAUGAGCGUAAUUUUUGAAUGGAACUCUGAUAUCCAUGCAACAUUAUAGUCCUCGAACUGACACACUGUGGAGAACUUUUCCUCUGUGAAAAAUACGAAUCUAGGUGAAUCACACCGAGUAGCUUAAUUCGUCAAAUCGGACACGUAGAGUUGUUGAGCUGUCUUAACAGCAAUUCAUCAGCACUGCAUGAUCGAUUUGGCGUGUUACGGGCUCAGUGAAUACCUAAAAAUAAACUUUCAGAACUCUGAAACUGGACACAGAAUACGAACGACGAUAUAUUAUAAUCGUAUGAAUAAAUUAUUGAAUAAAAGCA
Messenger RNA from Aedes albopictus (Asian tiger mosquito), 3511 nucleotides. Its product is annotated as DNA-binding protein K10. The coding region runs from base 225 to 1370 and encodes 381 amino acids. The record is from RefSeq and is a predicted model, not a curated record. The transcript is spliced from 2 exons. NCBI's taxonomy places the organism in Eukaryota, Metazoa, Arthropoda, Insecta, Diptera, Culicidae.